UUGCAAGUUUGCUUCCAAUUGAAACAAAUUGAUACCCAAAAAAAAGCGUAACAUUACAUCUUCAAGCAACCAAAUAAUCCUGACUUCUUCAAGUACUCCUCUUAUACAGAUAAUUAAGCAAGCAAGACAGACAAGUUAAAGAGUGAUAGAGAGGAGGGAUAUAGAGUUACCAUGGAAGAUUUGGUGAUGGAAAAUCUUUUCAAUGGUGACAAAGAAUCGCAGAUUCGGGCUGCGACUGAACUUGGCAGACUCAAGAGUAAACAGAGGCAGUAUUUGGCUGACAGAGGAGUCAUUGUUCCUUUAGUGUCCAUGCUUCAAUCACAGGACUAUGAAGCCAUUGAAGCUGCUCUCUUUGCACUGCUCAGCCUUGCCUGUGGCAGUGAACGAAACAAGAGACGUAUCGUAAAAUCCGGGGUUAUACCGAUGCUUUUACAAUUGCUUCAGAGCCAAAACCCGCUGCUGAUUGAGCACACAUUAGCUGCUAUGUUGAUUCUCUCUGCUUGCAGCGCGAACAAGCUAGUGAUCGCGUCUUCUGGAGCUGUACAAGUACUAAUUGAAACUCUCGGCGGAGAUUAUGCCAAUGACAGUAACAUGAACAACAUUAGCAUUCAAGCUAAGCUUGAUGCAAUAGCCACACUACACAAUCUCUCCACUUGCCAUCAGAUCGUUCCAUUAAUCGUUUCUUCAGGCGUAGUAUUUCCAUUGCUUCACCUAAUCCAGGGCAAUGAGAAAUCAUCAGAGAUGGUGGAGAAGGCGAUUAUGCUGCUCGAAAACGUAAUUUCUUUAUCAGAGAAUGCACUUCAGGAAACUGCUUCUACCGGUGGAGCAAUUCGAGCAUUGGUGGAGGCAAUUGAAGAUGGUUCUCCACAAUGCAAAGAACAUUCAGCAGAGAUCCUCCUGCUCAUAUGCCAAAUUUGCAGAGAGACGUACAGAGGAUUGAUUUUGAGGGAAGGAGUGAUGCCUGGGCUGCUUCAGUUAAGUGUGGAUGGAACUUGGAAGGCAAAGGAGAUUGCUCAGAAUUUGUUGCUUUUACUAAGAGAUGGCUCGAGCUAUUGUUCAAGAAGUAAUCAAUCAAAGCAUGAGCUUAUAGAGCAGGUCAUGCAAGAAAUUGAUGCACAAGGUGAUGGCACAACACUGAGGCUCGUUGAGGAUAUGAUUGCAAAGCUCAGUACAUAACCCAUAGAUAGAAUUGUACACAAGUUUUGUCCACGAAACAGACUUUUAGCCAGUGAUUUAUUGUGGGGAAUAUGUUACUUGGUGUGCAUAACAAUUAACAUUGGGUUUGGGCUUACCUAAUUGAAGAGUGACAUGGUGAUUUUUUAGCAUCACAUCAAAUGCAAGAAUAAACCGCAUGAAGUUGACUCUGUACGAGAGAUCGUAAGUUCAACUUCAACGCCUCAACAAUUUCACAACAUUAUUUCCUUGCAUUGGCCAAAAGCCAAUGGGAGGCUUUGUGAAGUUAAUUCUCUUGCCCGGCUGUCCCGUAGACAUGCCUCAACAAUUUCACAACAUUAUUUCCUUGCAUUGGCCAAAAGCCAAUGGGAGGCUUUGUGAAGUUAACUCCCUUGCCCGGCUGUCCCGUAGACAUGUUAUGCUUAGAAAUUCUCGAUUACGAAAAAAAGUCAAUGAAUCAUGAAUGACCCAGAUAAAUUGAUGAGUUGGGAAAGACCAAAAAAAAAACCCAAGAUCAAGCAAGUAGUUGUUUAUGCAUGACUGUAACAUAUCCCACCAUCUAAUGAUCGGCAAGAAACCAGUAACAGAGACUGCUGACAAAGUGAAUCAGAUGGACUCAUUUUGGGACAUAUUCAGCCCUGAAGCAAUUGAACUACUGCUAGAUUUGUGCCAUAAAAAAAAUUUGUACUGCUAGAGGGGCAGACGUUUAGUCCCCAAUAGAGACUAAACAAACAGAAGAUAUAAACAUAUAUCAGAUUCGAAAUACACAUCACACAAGCAGAUCAAGUGUCACAUAAAUAGGAGAAUGCACGAGAACAAUCCAGCUAUUAACAGACUAAAGACAAAAACAUUCAAGCAAGUAGUUGUAAGCAAUUGUUGACAAAUUAGCCAAAAAAAAAAAAAGAGGAAAGAACUUACAGCAUGACAAAAUUGCAACUGCUAAUAACAUAGUGCAUAAUUGUAAUCAGUAAUCAUGCAAGUUUUUCUACUUCACGCUGCGGUCUUUACUGAUGCUCAAGUUCCAAGUCCAGCAUACCAACAUACUCCCAAAACCAAAUACCAUAAAUCAUAGCAGUGAGGAUCCAAGAUCAGUUGUCAUAGAAACUAACACAAAUUUUGUAUCAACUGGGAUGAGCUGUCGUAUAAUAUGCAGUCCAAACAGGAGAGAACAUCUAAUCAUUGAAAAAAUAAUAAUAAUUACCUGAUACCAAUACUCUAUGGUUCAGUGAAAGGGCUCCACCCGGGGAGAGACCUCGCAUCGUAAUUAUUCCAGCAAACAGGAGGGUCAGGUUUGAACCUGAUACCUUAUUAAACAAAGAUACUCGUAUAACAUUCUAGUAAAACUUCACUAUAAAGAUGAACCAUUCACCAAGAAAAUAUGGAAAUAUUGAAACCUCACUAAAUUCUUCCACAAAAACCAACGGGGGGAAAUGGGCUUAAUACUGUCAAUCCUGCUUACUUGGUAAUCCUCCCCAUCCUAAAAACAUAUACGUAUUAUCCUCCUGAAGAAAUAAGCUGUUUAGAGGAUUAUUUUCUUCCAUGCUAUAGUAACUGCCUACAAAAAACGAAGGCAUGCAUAAAGCU
Tripterygium wilfordii is the source of this 2757-nucleotide messenger RNA. RefSeq names its product U-box domain-containing protein 7. Gene Ontology annotation, molecular function: protein binding. NCBI's taxonomy places the organism in Eukaryota, Viridiplantae, Streptophyta, Magnoliopsida, Celastrales, Celastraceae. Gene Ontology annotation, cellular component: nucleus; cytoplasm. The transcript is spliced from 2 exons. Bases 172 to 1176 code for a protein of 334 amino acids. The record is from RefSeq and is a predicted model, not a curated record.